Postia placenta MAD-698-R-SB12 is the source of this 3441-nucleotide messenger RNA. RefSeq lists its product as hypothetical. The transcript is spliced from 4 exons. The record is from RefSeq and is a predicted model, not a curated record. Bases 1 to 3243 code for a protein of 1080 amino acids. Gene Ontology annotation, molecular function: guanyl-nucleotide exchange factor activity. Lineage: Eukaryota; Fungi; Basidiomycota; Agaricomycetes; Polyporales; Adustoporiaceae.
AUGGCCAGCUACACUCCUGUUUCAGGGGGUCACAGGGGAACACAUUGGACGCCGACGUCAUCUGUGGACGCAGCACUCUCUGAUACGCGCGUAAUUGACUCCAACACUAUCGAAGAGCGGAAGGUGGAGAGCAGCGGAUCUACAGAGCGCUUGCGUGACGGCGGCUGCAACGGAGAGAGCAGCCAGGGUCCUUUCACGCAUACGGACAUGGCUUCUUCUUCUGGCGAGGACGCCUCCUUCGCGAAUGCAUCUUCCACAGAGCCUCGUUCUUGCCGCGUGGGCAUAACAGGCCCGCCGUCCUCUUUCCGUCUCUCCUCUAGUACAAGCAACACGGAGACGUCUGAUAGUGCAUCCUUUUCCCCUCCAUCCUCCCCCAGUCUCUUUGCCGCCAUAUCCCCACCGAGGCCGCCCCGCUCGCCGCUCCGACCCACACCCCAAACGCGGCGUGCUUCUGCGUCGCUGCUUAAGCACGAGCAAAUCGACCUUAGCCCCGACUGUGACGAGAUGCCUUUGUCCCACUCACGCAGUCUCGGAUCCUUCUCUGGUCUGCUAGCCAGUCAGCCUGCUAGUGCCAAAUCAAGUCGCUCGGUUCGUUCCCAAACACCCGACAAGCCGUUGCCCAUCACUCCAGAUCCGUCCAUCUCGGCCGUAUCCGUGAACGACGAUGAUCGUGAUCGCGACAGAGAGCCCGAAAACGACCAGAAGGAGCUCGAGGAUGCGUUGUCAGUGAACUCUGAAUUCGUCUCCUUGUCGGUCCCUGCAUCCGGUUCGAGUCUGGGUCCUGGCUCAUUCUUGCAGCCGCGACCGACGGUGUCGAAACGCGUACACGCGUUGGAGGAGCUACUCUCCACCGAACGUGCAUAUGCAUCCGAUUUAGCCCUUAUACGGGAUGUCCACAUCCCCCUCGCAUCAGGUUUACCUGCGCCUUUCCUUGCUGCUCCCCCUACGCCGCCACCGUCUGGCCCGUCCUCACGUACUCAGUCCACAUCCUCCGACGCCCCGAGCCAUAUUCCCACCCUGGAGCCGCUGUAUCUCGCCUAUAUCACCAAGCACGCGAGCGCGUUGGAGCACCUGAACAACCUGCCCAAGACUCCGGCCCUCACAAAUUACCUCGCGCAGUCGCGUUCGCUUGCCUCAAGCCUUACGCAUGCCUGGGACCUUCCAUCCCUCCUCAUCAAGCCAGUGCAACGUCUUCUCAAGUAUGCCCUCCUGCUGAGUGCCAUUAUCGUCGAGACGCCAGAUGGCCACCUGGACAAGGCAAACCUAAAGCAGGCGCGGGAGAAGAUGGAGGAGGUGGCGCGUGGUGUAAAUGAGGGGCGCAGGCGCAGGGAGGUCGUGAAAGAAGUGCUGAGUGGGCCGCCUCUCGGUGGGAGUCCACCGCAUAAGCGGCACAGCGACCCGAAGCCGAAGCCGAAGAAAAAAGGACUCAAUGUCGGUGUGUCCGCAUCAGUAAGUUUGGGUCGAAUGAAGAGUUUCAGCAGCGGGUCGAAGCUACAGAAUGCCAAGGAAGGGUCCGAGGCGAACCAGGAGGCCGAGCUCGUUGAGAAGCUCGGUGAGGAGGUCAAGCGAUGUGAAGCGUUUGCCCGCCAAUUCGCCAAGGAGGUGACGGAAUGGGUACGACUGGCACAGGUUACACUAGAAGACCUCAGCCGAUGGUGCAAAGGUUUUGGCCGCGUGAUUGGUGUGUCGCAGGGGGAUUCGGAGGCGUUCGAGGCGUUCAUCAAAGUUGUAACGGACGAGCUCCCGUCAUUGGGCCGCGAACUACAGGACAACGUCAAGAGCAAGAUACUGGACGAGCUCACCAGACUAGUGGACUCGACGUUGGCCCCGCUCCGGUUACUGGAAGCAAUGAACACUCUCGAGCCGCUACACUUUGGUUUGUUAAACCUCAACGUAGCGAAGUCCCGGCCUCCUCCACAGCUCUUGGAAGCGUCGCAGUCGUAUGUUGCCCUUCGUGGACAGCUUGCUGCCGAACUUCCUCAGUACAUCAAGCUGCUCGACAAAGGCGUUGGAGUCUGCUGGGAGCAUUUCGAGUUUCUACAAUCCCGAUAUUGGAGCCAGGUACGGGAUCGCUGGAUGGGUCUAUGGGAUGGUCUCAAGGUAGAGGGCGAGAUGAAUGCGGGUGCGGUUGAGACGGUGCGGGUCUGGGGCAGCCGUUUCGUGGACGCCGAGACCAACAUACUUGGGCUCAAUAUUAUCCGGCCACCGGAGAAGAAGUUGCACGCACUCGACGUGACACGGCAGAAGUCCAAGCUUCGCCUGAAGUCUUCCGACGACAGCUGGAGCGAAACCAGCUCGACCGUGAUUGUGCCGUCGAUAUUGACUUCGCUCGAUCCGCCGUACGAACCAUCCAGCUCGCCUUCGACAUUGUCUCUUCAAACGCCUGUCAGCGGCAAGGCACGCAGUGUUCGCUCAGUGGACGUCGGGAAGAGCCGGGCUCUGGAACGACGACCCUCUAACGAGAGCCUACACUCCAAGAAGUCAGGGAAGUCCGUUAAGUCGACGAAGUCGACGAAACGCAAUCCCAGUCACGGUAUUAAUAGCGCCGAACUCGAAAUUAUGGAAUACGCCCCACGUGCACCUACGACACCUCCCCGACAGUUGCCGCAGAAGCAGACAUAUACGAGGACGAAAAGCAUGCCGAUUCCGUCACCUUUACCCCUCCAGAAGACCCAGUCUCAAGGUCGCAUGCUCGACCUCGAUCACGCUGAGAUCACCCGCAUGAGGGUCCCUCAUCAUGCGGAAAUAUCCGUCGCUCUGCAGGGAGAUGUCUAUGAUGACGAUGAUCGAGGGCGGCCUUCGCGAAAACCAUCGUUCAAGCGGCGGUUGACGGAAACUCUCCGUCCUUCUUCCGCAUCAUCGCGACAUCAACGUUCACCCUCUCUCCCUAUUGGCAUGACCCCGUCACCGUUGCCGUCUCCGAACACAUCGACGUUCCAGAAUGGGUCGUCGAGCAGGCAGUGCGGCAGACCAAGCACCGGUGGGUUGAGAAUACCCGCAAUGUAUAGGUGUCAGGUGGUCCACGCAUGCGAGCCACCAUAUGACGUAUCAUAUCGUGGCCUUCCUUUCUUCCACCUGCGUCCCGGGGAUGUCUACGAUGUUUUACAGGAGGCUGGACAUCCGUCCAUACACCGAAAUCUUCCCUUGCAGGUUGACGAUGGUGAGGACUGUCUCCUACUCGUAAGGGACGGUGCAGACAGCGUUGGAUGGGCAUUAGCAAGUUUCCUUGUACCGGCGGACUAGUUGAGAUUUAUUUAUUUUGCUGGAUACUGCAUUACGUGGAGCAUACCAAUAUUCCCCUCAUUGUACACCUUGUCUCCGUAUACCUGGUAGAUGCUCUCAUUGUUGUACGUUGCAUUCUGCAUAUCCUUAGCACAUCUAUCGUUGUUGUAGCAGCACGAUCCGUAUAUUAGAGCAAAUUUAGUUUACAGUGUUUCAUGC